CAUAAAGGAAGCUCUGAGCUCCACAAAUUAACUUCCAAUGGCAACAAUACUCUCUCACUCCUCCCUCUAUCCCUUCCAUUCUCUCUCUUCUUCAACAACAAUUUGUUCAUCCUUAUGCCCUUUUACUUGCUGUCCUUCUUUUCCAACAAAGCUUGAAUUCCCAGUCUUGUCAACAUCAUGUGUUUCCCAAUUUCACCAAUUUUUCCCUUUCCCCACAAAUCAUCAUCAUCCCAUUUUGCUCUUUGUUGGUUUUGAUUCACCCCCUUUGGAUACUCAAACUUUUCUUGCUACUAUCAGUGUUUUAACUGCCAUUGCUCUCUCCCUCUUUCUUGGCCUCAAGGGAGAUCCAGUUCCUUGUGAUAGGUGUGCUGGGAAUGUCUUCAUUUCUUCCCUAGGCGAACAGCUUCUAGAAGGUAUUAAAGGAGGAUUGUAAGGUGAAAGAUGCCAAGGAUUCUAUUAGUAAUCGUUGGAGAGCAUACUGAUGUUGUAUAUGAUAGUUUCCGGUUAGCUGCAAACCUAAUGGUUUGAGACUAACCACUUUACCAGUGCACUAAGUGGAUUGCUGACCCUCGCUUGUGGGCUCUGGAUCUCCAUUUCCCUGUUGGACCAUGCUGUAUGGAUCGAAGCAAUCCUCGAGGGUGUAGUUUGAAAGUUGAGUAAGGCCUUAGUUUAGUUUAGCUACAAAAGGUGUGCUUCUGGUCACACACAUUUUGUACUAAAGGGUGAGAAAGUUAGCCGAAUCAUAGUAAAGACCUUUGCUUGUUGUUGUUUUCUUUCUUUUUUUACUUAAUGCAUCACCAAAAAACCACCCCUCUUUUUCUUGAAGGGGGCAGCGAGAGCAAAGUUUCAACAUCUUUCCGAUACAGCCAAUUCUGUUUUAGUUUUAACAUCACGGAUGAAACUAACGAAAAGGUCUUGCACAAGCAAAUAAGUGUAAAGUGAUGUGCAUAUGCUCUUCUUACAGAUUUCAUUGUGCUGUCGAUGUUCUUCCCUUUUCGUUCCUUAAGGGAAAGAAGAUUCAAGUUACUAAUAACUUUGUUUUG
Solanum pennellii is the source of this 1043-nucleotide messenger RNA. Its product is annotated as protein SPA, chloroplastic. The transcript has 3 exons. The record is from RefSeq and is a predicted model, not a curated record. The coding region runs from base 38 to 433 and encodes 131 amino acids. NCBI's taxonomy places the organism in Eukaryota, Viridiplantae, Streptophyta, Magnoliopsida, Solanales, Solanaceae.